Messenger RNA from Thyridium curvatum, 1836 nucleotides. RefSeq lists its product as uncharacterized. NCBI's taxonomy places the organism in Eukaryota, Fungi, Ascomycota, Sordariomycetes, Thyridiales, Thyridiaceae. Gene Ontology annotation, cellular component: nucleus. The record is from RefSeq and is a predicted model, not a curated record. Gene Ontology annotation, biological process: regulation of transcription by RNA polymerase II. The transcript is spliced from 2 exons. Bases 1 to 1836 code for a protein of 611 amino acids.
AUGAGAAACGACCACGAAGACUUCAACGCCCUCUAUCCAGAUCCCAUGCACGGCAACGCCUUCCCCAACGGCCCCAUGGACAGCAUGGGCCUCUCCCCAGAUGCAGCCUACGGCUAUCCCAGGACAACCCAGGAGUGCUUCCCGACCACAAUGAACUUCGAUCCCAACGGUCUCUACGCCGAAGUCCCAUACAUGUUCAACGGCGGUCACAUGUCGCCGCACGCGCAACCAGAGGAAGCCGAUCCCAGGGGUGCCGCUUCUCUUUCCACAGCCUCCCUGCCGUCGGCAGCAUCAUCAGCAGUCGGCUCUCCCCGAUCCAUUCACGGACAGCCGACUGGCGUGCCUGAGUGGCCAGGUCCUCAAGGUCUCGGUGUCGUCAGCCCUGGCAUCGUCGGCCACGGCGACUACUUCCCCGGAGCCGACUACUCCUUCGCCGGCCCCAGCAUGGAUGACUUCACGGCCUUUGACUUCACGGCCAAGGCCGGUUUUGUUGACCCCUCCAUACUUCACCCUGACGUGCGGCCAAUGGGAAUGUCCGCCUUCGAGCCCACAUAUCCACAGCCCCCCAACUCGGGCUAUCCUGCGUCGCCAGCGAUGACAGGAACUGCUUCACCUCAGCUGAGAAAUGGAUCCUCCUCACCUCCCUUCUCCCACAACAACUUUCACCAGUACAGCCCAUUUCCUGUCCCCAUGGAUCAAGGUCGGCGCCCGAGCAUGGGCUCGUUCCAUUCGAGCUACUCAAUGGAGCAGAACAUCUCAGGCGACGAGUCCAAGGAGAAGCAGCGAUGCCCUCAUCCCGAGUGUGGUAAGGUGUUCAAGGAUCUGAAGGCGCAUAUGCUCACGCACCAAACGGAGCGGCCGGAGAAGUGCCCUAUCCAGACCUGCGAAUACCACACCAAGGGAUUCGCGCGCAAGUAUGACAAGAACCGUCACACUCUGACCCAUUACAAGGGCACCAUGGUGUGCGGUUUCUGCCCUGGUUCUGGUUCGGCUGCCGAGAAGUCGUUCAACCGCGCAGAUGUGUUCAAGCGCCAUCUGACGGCUGUCCACGGCGUCGAGCAGACCCCGCCCAACAGCAGGCGGAAGACACAGACCGCCAGCGCCAAUGGCAAGAAGCUCACCGGAUACGCGCCGGAUGCCACUGGAAAGUGCAGCACUUGCUCAGCCACCUUCUCCAAUGCUCAAGACUUCUACGAGCACUUGGACGACUGUGUUCUCCGCAUCGUCCAGCAAGAAGACCCGGCUGAGGCGGUCAACGCCAAGCGCCUCGCCGAGGUGGAGAACGACCGCGAAGUUGUUGCGACCCUGGAGAAGAACCAGCUGCCGACGACCACCCAGGUCACCUCCACAUCUGAGGAUGAGGAGGACGAGGAGAUGGACGAGGACGAGGACGAUGACAAGAGCGGUGUCAAGUCCUCCACCUCGCCCGGCAAGAAGAGCAAGGGCAACCCGGCCAACGGAGUGCAGAAGUCGCGAGGCAUGACGCACUCGCGCGGCGGCGUCCCUCUCGUCGGCAAGACCCGUGGCCGCAAGAACAGGCGCGACUACCCGUCGUCGUGGGGCUUUGACAAGGGCCAGAUGACAAUGAAGAAGCGCGUCAUGGCUGUCUUUGACGGCCAGCGCCGCCUGGCCAAGGACGACCUCAUGCUCUCGACCGACCAUGAAGUCCGUGUCAAGCUCAGCGACGGCAAGGCAUACGUCACCGACCUGGACGUUCAGACGAUGAAGCGCGCCGAGGGCUUCCUUGGUGCUACCGAGGAGGAGAAGGGCAUCUGGAUCUCGGAUGACCCGACCGAGGAGCAGCUGCUCCAGAUGGCUGCCGCCAUGCAGCAAUAA